ACCGUGUCCGCGUGCGCCGGCCACCACGGCGAACGGCCACCAAACGCACGGGAUCCGGCCAUCACCGAGUCCCGGCCCGGCCACCGGUAACCCACCACCACCAGGCCACCAACCAAACCCACCGACCGCGUCCGCCCCGCUGACGCGCCGGGCCCGGACCCCGUCGCGCCGCGCGCUCGCCCGCCCGCCUACCUGGCAGGCAGCCAAGUCACAUGCCUCGCCUUGCCGGCUCGCCGCCCGGGCAUUAUAUAAGCCGCCCCGGCACGGCACGGCAGGCAAGGUCGGUCAAUCUAGCAACACCCAAGGACAAGGAGUAGCCGACGCGCCAGCUAGUGCCCAGUGCCGCACCCAGAUCUCCGGGAGGGACUUGUUCAGCUACUGCAGCACUGCCCGCAAUGGCCACCACGGCGACCGAGGCGGCCAAGGCCGCGCCGGCGGAGCAGGCCAACGGCAACGCCAACGGCGAGCAGAAGACGCGCCACUCCGAGGUCGGACACAAGAGCCUGCUCAAGAGCGACGACCUCUACCAGUACAUCCUGGACACGAGCGUGUACCCGCGGGAGCCGGAGAGCAUGAAGGAGCUCCGCGAGAUCACCGCCAAGCACCCAUGGAACCUGAUGACGACCUCCGCCGACGAGGGGCAGUUCCUCAACAUGCUCAUCAAGCUCAUCGGCGCCAAGAAGACCAUGGAGAUCGGCGUCUACACCGGCUACUCCCUCCUCGCCACCGCGCUCGCUCUCCCGGAGGACGGCACGGUCGGUUCCUCCCUCCCUCCCUCUCUUUCCCAGAUCUGCCGCCCACCUCCGGUCCGAGGAUUUUUUACCCUUUCUCCUCUGUUGCUCGUCCCGCCGCAGAUCUUGGCCAUGGACAUCAACCGCGAGAACUACGAGCUGGGCCUGCCCUGCAUCGAGAAGGCCGGCGUCGCCCACAAGAUCGACUUCCGCGAGGGCCCCGCGCUCCCCGUCCUCGACGACCUCAUCGCCGACGAGAAGAACCACGGGUCGUUCGACUUCGUCUUCGUGGACGCCGACAAGGACAACUACCUCAACUACCACGACCGGCUGCUCAAGCUGGUGAAGCUGGGGGGCCUCAUCGGCUACGACAACACGCUGUGGAACGGCUCUGUCGUGCUCCCCGACGACGCCCCCAUGCGCAAGUACAUCCGCUUCUACCGCGACUUCGUGCUCGUCCUCAACAAGGCGCUCGCCGCCGACGAGCGCGUCGAGAUCUGCCAGCUCCCCGUCGGCGACGGCGUCACCCUCUGCCGCCGCGUCAAGUGAAAAAAAACAUGCCUGGCCACCGACGGCGCCGCCGCCGCCGCAUCCCCCAUCCCAAUCAUAUCGUAGACGACGCGCAGCAUUAAUUAUUCACCGGCUUUUUUUUUUGGCUCUUUCUUGGCCCUGUAAUCUUUUCUUGUCCUUCUGCUUCUUCUUGGGAAUUGUCGCCAUCUCCAUACGUAAAUCUAAAUCUCGAGAUGGAUAAUACUAGUAUCAAUCAAUUUUACUACUAUAUACUGCUCCUACCGUGGAUGAUUUCGUCC
Molecule: messenger RNA, 1540 nt
Organism: Sorghum bicolor (sorghum)
Lineage: Eukaryota; Viridiplantae; Streptophyta; Magnoliopsida; Poales; Poaceae
Product: caffeoyl-CoA O-methyltransferase 1
Exons: 4
Coding region: 396-1280 (294 amino acids)
Molecular function (GO): S-adenosylmethionine-dependent methyltransferase activity; O-methyltransferase activity
Source: RefSeq, a predicted model, not a curated record